Messenger RNA from Betta splendens (Siamese fighting fish), 2405 nucleotides. RefSeq names its product NDC80 kinetochore complex component (gene ndc80). Bases 212 to 2143 code for a protein of 643 amino acids. Lineage: Eukaryota; Metazoa; Chordata; Actinopteri; Anabantiformes; Osphronemidae. The transcript has 17 exons. Gene Ontology annotation, cellular component: Ndc80 complex. Gene Ontology annotation, biological process: attachment of mitotic spindle microtubules to kinetochore. The record is from RefSeq and is a predicted model, not a curated record.
AGGGAGAGACGGAAAACCAGCAGUGACACCGGCCCUCGAGCGCGUUACGCCAGUCUUGGGCCUAACGGCGCUCCCUACCCUUGUGACGUCACCGCUCUGCGCUUCUUUGAAUUGUUUUGGCGGGUCGCGUUUUCAUAAUACAUCCGUUUGCGUUUGGAAGUUUUGGUUGCGCUACGAUUUCGGAGCACGUUAGUUUCCCCACUCACCAAACAUGGAGCGUGGGAGGAUGAGUCGAGCUGCAGGCACCAGACCGUCGGAGCUGCCUAUGCGAGUGCAAGACAGCAACAGGAUGAGCAUGAUGACUACGACACCGAAGAGCAUACAGCCUUCAUUUGGAAGGCUUAGCAUACCCAAACCUGCGUCUGUGACCUCUGAAAGGCGGACAAGCUUCUUUCAUGCCAGGACGAGUGGCGCCAGCAUGCCACGCAACAGCACCAUGUCAGGGUUUGGAGGAACAGAGAAGAUCAAAGAUGCCCGACCUCUGCACAAUAAAUCCUAUGUUCAGCAAUGCAUCAGACAGCUACAUGAGUUUUUGACUGAGCAGGGUUUCCCAGGCACUUUGUCAGUCAAGACCCUCCAGUCUCCCUCGACCAAAGAGUUUGUGAAGAUGUUUGAGUUUAUCUACCGCCUGCUAGAUCCAACCUUUGAAAUGCCAAACUCAAAAAUCGAGGAGGAAGUUCCAGCUAUGCUUAAAGCUCUCAGGUAUCCAUUUGUUCUGUCCAAGUGUUCAAUGUAUUCUGUUGGAGCUCCCCAUACCUGGCCCCAGGCUCUGGGCGCCCUCAUGUGGCUAAUUGAUAAUGUCAAGAUCCACUGGAAUUUAGGUAAGCAGGAGCAGACAUUCAGUGACUUCGUCGACGACGGUGAUAAUAUUGAAGAAGGGGCAGAGUAUAACAAGCUCAUCCUGGACAAUUUGGCUGAAACAUACUCCAAGUUCAUGCAGGGUGAUGACACAUUUGAAAAUGAGGAUGAGGCAUUCCUCACAAAACUGAAGAAGCUCUACAACGUCGAUGAAGCCCUGCUGGCCUCAACGGAGGAGAAGCACAGAAUACUCAGUGAUGAGGUUGAACGCCUGGAGAAGGAAAAUCAGUCGGAUCGUCUUAUGGCCAAGAGAAUGGAAAAGGUAAAGCUACAGGCGGACCACAAGAAACUCCAGGGCUAUAUAAGCAGCUUGGAGUCCCAUAAAGCCAUUCAGGAGAAAAAACACUCAGAGCUGAGUGAUAAACUGGAGACUACAGUUAGUCACAUAGAGACUCUAAAACACGAGCGGGAUCAACUACAAAUCCUCCUGCAAAAUCAGAAGUACGCUCCAUCUGAUGUCGAGAGGAUUAACAGAGAAAAAAGGGAACUCCAACAGACUAUCUCGACUCUUAGCAAAUCUCUUGAAGAUGCCCAACAGCACAAGUGGAACGAAGAGAUCACUCUGGCCAAAGUGAAGGAGAAGGUGGAGCUGAAGCUAGCCCAGUAUCACAAACUGGCCCGUAAACUGAAGCUGAUACCUCUGUCUGCAGAGAAUGCUUGUGGUCAUGAUUUUGAGAUCAGGCCUUAUGAAUAUGGAUCUGGCAGCAUGGUUCAGUAUACUACUCAGAUACAGCUGCAGAUGCUUCUGACAAAGCUGAUAAGUGAUGUCGAGGAAGAGAGCAGCCGGCUAGCCAACGAGAAACUCAGUCUGGAGGAGUCUCAUGAACAGUUGAAUUCCAACAUUUUGGACAAGUCUAAUGAUCUGAAGCUGCUGGCAGGGCAGAUACGCCAGCUAGAUGAGUGGCUGGACUCUGAGUUGCAGGCCUUGGCCCGAGACGAACAUAAAUGGAUGGAAGAGCUUGAGUCACUGGAAAACCAACGUAAGGAUCUAGAGAAGAAGGUUGAUGAUGGUUACGAUGAGGCAUUGCAACAACUGAAGGCAGCACAAAUACAGUACCACGUGGUACGGCAGGAGACCGAUGACCAGAGGAAAACAGUAGCCAAAAGCCUGGCAUCUGUUUUUGAAACGGCUGCUAAAUACUUGGAAUUUAUGGAGAAGUGCCUGGAGGAUAUGCAUAGCAGAGUGGAACGCGCCUGCUCCACAGCCGUUGAAGGGGAUGCAGCUAUUAUACAGGAGAUGCACGAAGCUCUGUGGAGCUUUAAGUCCAAGGCAAACAGUUUAUAAAGAGUAUCAGCAGGGGGAAGACGUUAUUUUGCAGGCGAUAACCAUCAUUUCUCUUAUAGUUUUGGUUGGGAAAAAAAGAUUUGACAUUUUUAAAAAGUGACAAAACAUACUGUAAAUAUAAUAAGUAGUUGCAAGUUUGAUGGAAGUUGUCAGUUCCUAAUGAAGUUAUAGCCUAGUAUUUUAAACCUACUAACUAUUAAAAGUCAGUGUGUUCCUUUUUAUAUGUUCCUUUGAUAAACAUCUGUAUAUGAAAAAAAAAUAA